AUACAUAAAGAGAACAGGAAAUACCUCUGACAUUGUUGUGAUUGACUAUCUAGAGGGCUCGGGUAAUUUUUGCCACAGAUUCAUUCUUUUGAUUUGAAAACUCUCUUUUUGAGCAUUUUUUUUAGGACUUGAACCAGUCAUCAAUCUACCCCCAACUCCAGGCUCCACCCUAACAUUUUCUCUCCAUGGUUUGGGUAAAUUCUCCUUGGUGUCUUCUUGGGCUCUUACUGGCAAUAGUUUACCCUUACUUCUCAUUCCCCACCACCCUUCUGAGCUAGGAUCAUCACUAAGAUGGGAAUUUCCUAGUCUCUCUUCUCCAUCUCUACUCUGAGCCUGGAGAUUAAGAGAGAUCAUUGUCACAUCAUCAUUGGUCAGCCAAUCAGGUGGGCAUUUCCCUCCAAUGACCUCUCUGUCCUAUAGAAGUUCUCAGGCAGCUUCAAUGGAAGGAGGGAGCUAAGAAGGUGGCCUAGAAUAAGUUCAAAGAUGAUCAUUACAACAUGGAUUUUGUACAUUCUCGCCCGGAAAGGUAUCGGGCUCCCCUUCCCACCAAGGAUGAGUUCGGAUGUUGAAGUUGUGGAAAGUGAGGCUGUAUCGGUAGUAGAGCACUGGUUGAAAAAGACAGAAGAGGAGGCUUCCCAGGACAUAAAGGAGAAGAUGUCCACCAACUCUUCUCCUACUCAUGGCCAAGACGUACAUGUGACCAGAGAUGUGGUGAAGCACCAACUUUCGAAGUCUGAUCUAUUAGCAAACCAGAGUCAAGAGGUACUGGAGGAGAGAACAAGGAUUCAGUUCAUAAGAUGGAGCCAUACCCGUGUCUUCCAAGUGCCAAGUGAGAUGAUGGAUGACGUCAUACAAAAUCGAAUAGAGCAAGUGAGACGAAGGCUUUCAGGGUCAAGGAGCAGCCUGUGUCAGAAGAAGGUCCACCUCCCACUUGACCUGAAGGGUGACCAGACCUGGGCAGAGAGACUCCAGUGGAGUCCUUGUGAGGAUGAAGUGAGAUAACCCCUGUGGAGUGUGCCGCAUACACCUGACAUUUGGUGAGCCUCAGCACAGAACGGCCACAAUGACUCAUGCCAGGAAGAGGGAAGUGCCAUCAGCGAGAGCACAGUGCUUUCUACAAAUGACAAGUGCUGGUUAUUGUUCCUCACAUCCACAAACUCUCUCCAAAGUCUAUUGCGAUGUGAGCUGGUGACCUAGUCACUCCGAAAAGAAAUACCCAGUCAUUGUUCCCUCUAGGAACUUAUACUGUAACAUGAAAGAUUGUAGAGAUCUGUAAAGAUAACGGGGAACCACAA
Ictidomys tridecemlineatus (thirteen-lined ground squirrel) is the source of this 1295-nucleotide messenger RNA. NCBI's taxonomy places the organism in Eukaryota, Metazoa, Chordata, Mammalia, Rodentia, Sciuridae. The record is from RefSeq and is a predicted model, not a curated record.